AUAAUGUAUUUACUGUAUCUCAAGUAGCACUCCGCACCUGUAGAGGGCAGCAGAGGGCAAGCGUCAGAGAAACAAAACGAGCGGAGUCCUGAAAACACUGCAGGAGGAUGCAGUGUUAGCAUAGCCGAGUAAAGAUAACAAAUGUUCAUAAAUCUGCGUUAAACAUGAAAUUGUAUUGUCUCUCUGGUCAUCCUACACUGCCUUGCAAUGUCCUCAAGUUCAAAUCCACCACUAUCAUGCUGGACUGUGGGCUGGACACCACCUCUGUCCUCAACUUCCUGCCCCUUCCUCUCGUGCACAGCCCCAGACUUUCCAAGCUUCCUGGUUGGGUCUCUAAGGAUGGAUCAGCAAACCUUCAGAAGGAGCUGAAGGAGUGUGCAGGAAGAGUGUUUGUGGACUCACAGCCAGAGUUCUGUCUCCCUGAGUAUAUUCAUAGAGAACUGCUGGAUCUGUCCACCAUUGAUGUCAUCCUGAUCUCUAACUACCACUGUAUGAUGGCCCUGCCCUACAUCACUGAACACACCGGCUUCACUGGGACAGUCUACGCCACAGAACCCACCCUGACCAUUGGCAGACUGUUUAUGGAGGAGCUGGUGAACUUCAUGGAGAGAGUUCCCAAAGCCCAGUCUGCCACCUGCUGGAAAAAUAAGGAAAUGCAGAGGAUGCUCCCUGGGCCCCUGAAGGAUGUAGUAGAUGUGUGGGCGUGGAAACGAAGCUACAGCAUUCAGGAGGUCAACUCGGCUCUCAGCAAAGUGCAGCUUGUGGGAUAUUCUCAGAAAGUGGAGUUGUUUGGAGCGGUACAGGUCUCCCCUUUAAGCUCCGGUUACUCUUUGGGCAGCUCUAACUGGAUCAUCCAGUCUCAUCAUGAGAAGGUUUCCUAUGUGUCGGGUUCUUCCCUACUCACCACACAUCCACAGCCAAUGGACCAGAGCUCCCUAAAGAACAGUGACGUUCUGAUUCUGACCGGUCUCACCCAGAUGCCCACCGCCAACCCAGACGGCAUGCUGGGAGAAUUCUGCAGCAACCUUGCCAUGACGAUUCGAGCAGGAGGCAACGUGCUGGUGCCCUGCUACUCCUCGGGGGUGAUCUACGACCUGCUGGAGUGUCUGUACCAGUUCAUCGACAGCGCCAACCUGGGGACCACGCCCUUCUACUUCAUCUCCCCCGUCGCCAACAGCUCGCUGGAGUUCUCUCAGAUCUUCGCUGAAUGGUUGUGCCACAACAAGCAAUCAAAGGUGUAUCUUCCAGAGCCCCCAUUCCCCCACGCAGAGUUGAUCCAAACCAACAAGUUGAAGCACUACCCCAGUAUCCACGGAGACUUCAGCAGUGAGUUCCGGCAGCCCUGCGUUGUGUUCACGGGUCACCCCUCUCUGCGCUUCGGGGACGUGGUUCACUUCAUGGAGCUGUGGGGCAAAUCCAGCAUCAACACCAUCAUCUUCACUGAGCCAGACUUCUCCUACCUGGACGCUCUGGCUCCCUACCAGCCGCUGGCCAUGAAGUGUGUUUACUGUCCCAUCGACACACGGCUCAACUUCCACCAGGUGUCAAAGCUGCUCAAGGAAGUCCAGCCCCUCCAUGUGGUGUGUCCGGAGCAGUACACCCAGCCCCCCCUGACCCAGUCCCACCGCUCUGAUCUCAUGCUGGAGCUGCAGCCCCCCCCCAUGCCCUACAGGCGCUGCUCUGUGCUCAACCUGCCCCACAGACGCCGCUACGAGCGCGUCUACAUCCUGCCGGAGCUGGCCAACUCCUUGGUGCCCUCCGAGAUCAAACCCGGCGUCUCCCUAGCAACGGUGUCUGCAGUGCUGCACUCCAAAGACAACAAGCACACACUGCAGUUGGUGCCCAAACCCCCUCCAGUGGCCCCCAGCAAGAAGAGGAAGCGGGUGCUGGAGGAGCCUCCGGCAGUGCUGGCCCCCAAAACCCUGCUGAGUGGAGCUGUGCCCCUGGAGGCCUUCCUCGCCACGCUGCAAAAUCACGGCUUCACAGAAGUGAAGGUGGAGGAGACGGCGGACGGACACAUUCUGCACCUGCAGGCGGAGGACACUCUGAUCCAGCUGGAGGAGGACGGGACUCAUAUCGUCUGUGACAACAACGAGCCGCUGCGCACCACCCUGAGAGACCUGGUGCUGCGCUUCCUGCAGAAACUCUGACCUCAUCACGCCUCAGUAUUGUUAGUUUUUCUGCUUUAUUGGACUACAAAGGUAAAAAGAGAUGAUGGUGGAGGAGGACGAAGAGCUGUGAACUGGACUGUCCCACCUCAGUAACUGUCAAGCCAUAUUUUGUAAAAUAGUAUUUUGUAUUAAAAAUUAAAAUUGUUUUUGUUAGAUCAUCUCUGAGUUUUAUAUAAUUGCAGUGUCCUUAUUCAGGAAACUGUAAUAUAGAGAAACAGAAAAGAAAACAAAUCAAAUGUCCUUUGCAACUCACGUUAUUCAACUUGGUUUUAAAAAAUAAGAAAGUGUAAACAUGUUUAAAUGUUAUUGAAAAUGUAUUUAAACCCUUAAAUAGGUUAAACCCUGAUCCUGUCAGUGUUUGUGAUCAGCUGUUGCAGGUUUUCAGACCGUAAGUAGGAACAUGUUCAGUGCUUUGAAGAGAGAACAAAAUGUUCCUGCUGUAUCUGAAUUGGAUGUUCUGAGAUCUUUUGAAAAGGAAUAAUUGGCCCUUUUUUACAUUUCUAAUAGCAGGAAAAAGCACACAAUUGAAUAAAACAUGGAUGAUGGCUCACUUUCUGGCACAUCUACCAAUCAUUAAACCUUCCUCUACAGUUCAAACUGAGGAGGUUUAAUGAUUGAUAUUUAUACUUUGGCUCAAAUCUAGGUCAUGUACUGUAAUAGUUUGGAAAGGUCAAUAUUCUUAUUUAAAAAAAAGACCUUUCAGUUUACUCAUUUCGUUUUUUGUUAGUACUACUCUUAAUUGUGUAGCUGCGUAUAUCUACAAAAAGCAUGACGGAAUUCCAUGCUUAAUAUUUUUUGAUAAAACAAAUCAUUCUAACAAAAAAAGGUAAAAGACAGAAUUUAGCCAGGCAAUGAAGAUUCAUUUUAUAAUAACUGAUACAUUUGACAUACUUUAGAAAAUAAAUUGUGCUUAUGAUUGAGAGUAGUCAUAUUUAGAGGUGAAACAAUUAGUCAAUGUAUCAGUCAAACGAUGGGAAAAUAAACAUUUGUUUUGCUAGAUUGAAAAACUAUGGGUAUUUCCCCGGUUACAUUUUCUAACGUUGGACAGAUACUGUUAAACAGAAUCUGUACAUUAGCCUGAAAACUCAAAACUGAAAUUAGGCCCUCUCUGAAAGUUGGUUAGAAAAACAAAAACAACUCUGGAUUGGCUUUUUAUUUGUCACAAAAUAGGUGAAGGGUUCACAUGCAGCUCAAAUGCAUUUAAUAAUAUGCUUUCAAUGUACAAUAUCUUACAGUGUAUUACAUGACCAUUGCUUUGAUAAUACAGCUGUGUGCAGCAGAAGGAACAUAAGGGGUUAGACUCAACAAAUACACCUCCAAAAAAUAAAACUUCUCUUUUUCCUUCAGUGAUCAAUUAACAUAUACCACAGACGCAACAAACGUUUAACUGCUCCUGUUUGUCCGUGUGCCGUCUUCGGGGAAAGAGAGAGAGUGUGUGUGUGUGUGUGUGUGUGUGUGUGUGUGUGUGUGUGUGUGUGUGUGUGUGUGUGUGUGUGUGUGUGUGUGUGUGUGGAAGAACAAACAGGCGACAAUAGUGGUGCAGUGAUGACCUUUUUUUGUGGGUUGUCAAAAAGUAAUGGUGUUAGAAAUAUUGUAGAAAAUAAGAUCUUUGGUAAACACAUUUAUGAUACUACGAAAUGUUGUUCAGCAGGAUAAUAUCCAAAUAUUAACACCACUUAAUGAUUCUUUUAAGCAUAAAUGCAAUCGAGAGAAGUAUAGAGCUAACGCUAGGCUAAAAACGAACCCCCUGUUAGCAACUGCAGUUUUCACAACGCAUUAAAAGCUUUGAGCAUUUACACAUUUGCUCUUACUGACAUAUUUAAUGUCACAGAACAAAAUCUCUUCAGCUUGUGUUAACCACAGACCUUGUAUUAAGCAACUAACCAAAAACCACAAACAAAAACGUUGACUUAGAGACGCGGGAAGUGGUAAAAUGCUGACUCAUUUCUGGGUUUUAGGACUUUUUCCUGCACCACUGUAUUCCUCAGUCAUAUGGACAGUGCAUGUUAAGAGCUUAGUGAGACGGGAUCCAUGACUGUAGUGACCUCCACUACAAAAGGCGAUUUUUGAAGAGAUAUAAUUAUACAUAAGGGAUACUUUCUGACCAAUUACGAGUAUUGCUCCGUGGUUGUUCUUCCUUCUAGAUAAAGGAAGUUACAGGCA
This is a messenger RNA of Notothenia coriiceps (black rockcod), 4334 nucleotides long. It is a transcript of the gene ints9, whose product is annotated as integrator complex subunit 9. Gene Ontology annotation, biological process: snRNA 3'-end processing. Gene Ontology annotation, cellular component: integrator complex. Lineage: Eukaryota; Metazoa; Chordata; Actinopteri; Perciformes; Nototheniidae. The coding region runs from base 165 to 2150 and encodes 661 amino acids. The record is from RefSeq and is a predicted model, not a curated record. The transcript is spliced from 18 exons.